AUGUAUUUCGGCCUGAUCUACAACCUCACCUAUUCCUCGCUGUCUCGAUCCCCUCCACAGGUGAAAUAUGAUAAAAUUGGAGCCUCGUCUAACCGAAGCCGACGCGGUCGCCUCUUUCUAAUUGGACACGUUUCCGUUCGUUCAUCAAUUGAGCUCGUUACGGCGAUAUCUUUUGUGCCCUCCGCACAACGAGUCGUCUGCCUCCUGCCAUUACGAUUUUUAUGUCGUGCUCUUGCACUAGAAAUACCCAAUUUUCUCACGAGCUCAACGGCUUUCUACUCGGCUGGCAGAUAA
Leptosia nina is the source of this 294-nucleotide messenger RNA. NCBI's taxonomy places the organism in Eukaryota, Metazoa, Arthropoda, Insecta, Lepidoptera, Pieridae. The record is from the annotation of a GenBank genome assembly.